CAGGAACAUCUUUUAAUACGUUACAGUUUUAUUUUACACUCUCUAAAUUUUUAUUUGUGUACACAUUGAAAAUUUUUUUACUUAUUUGUACAUAGUGUCUAUAUUUUGUAUGUGUUACACUAGGCCUAUAUAUCCAUCUUAUAUACUUUGCUUUGGAAAGGCUUAAAACUCGUUAAUAUCCCAAUUUUUCAAUCCCCUCCCAACAGAUUGCCGAAACUUACGCCUUUUUGCCUCGGGAGGCCGUCACUCGAUUUUUGAUGGCCUGCUCCGAUUGUCAGAAGCGUAUGCACGUCGUCGGCGGCGCGGAAAACGGCGGGAAGGAAAAAACGCCGUCUACCGUUCGUUCUGACGCCUACAGCAAAUACCAUAACGAACCCGUUCGACGUUUAACGGAAGAAAAUCUUAACGAAUUCGCCAAGGACGCUAAAUUAUCUCAAAUCUCCGAUCCAAACGUACCUUUUACAUUGGCCUAUCUUAAUGAUCAAAAGCAAAGAAUGAUGAGACAAGCCGUGUUUCCCGGCAUGGUGCCCGCUUUAGGAACGAAUAACACUGGAAAUAUUUACAAAACUGAAGAGGAAAGUAUGUCUACCAUUGAAAGUUGUGACGAUAAAAGCCUUGUGAACUGUAACAGUCCUCAGAUCGAUGAUAAGAUAAAUACGGGACAGCAGAAUACCGCAUCGAAUUCAGAUACGCCAUCUGCCGAGAAUAGUAGAACUCCAACGCCAGUUAAGUCGCCACCUACCAGCCAAAAGCCAUGUAAGAGAAGAGCAAGCGAUGAAAUUAGCGUUGAUAGCUCGUCAAAAGCGAGUGAAGCUACUCUUACGCUAGAAGAAGAAGAGGAGGAGGAAGAGGAAGACGAAAAACUAUGCUCGUCGGGCAUAGAUACACAAAGGCUCAAAGCAUUCAACAUGUUCGUUCGUUUGUUUGUCGAUGAAAACCUUGAUCGAUCUGUACCAAUAUCGAAACAACCAAAGGAGAAAAUCCAAGCCAUUUUGGAAGCUUGCCAACGUCAAUUUCCGGAAUUUCAGGACCGUUCAAGAAAACGAAUUAGAACUUAUUUAAAAUCCUGUAGACGACUUAAGCAGCCUAAAGAUAGCCGUAUGGAUUUAAUGCGACCCGGUCAUCAUUUAGUUUCUCCGGAAGCAGAAAGCCUUUUGGCACAAGCAUGCGAGAAUGAAGCAAAUAAUGCAAAACGAAUGAGAAUGGGAUUGGAUCCGAUUUCGACAGCGCCUCCUGUCUCUCAAUCCCUUCACACCUCGUUACCUACGGCGACAACGACCACAACUUUAGCAACAACUACAGCAUCAAUUCAAUCAAUUACUCAAAAUUCAACUCCAUUUAUUCAAGCCGACUUCUCGUCACCAUUUUCAACGGCUUUUCCUAAUAAUUCAUUCUUUCGACCGCCAUUUAAUGAGUUUUGUCCACCUUCGCAGAAUUCACUACCCUUUCCAAUUCAAAACGGACCAACUGAUUUAUCGUUGAAAAGAAACUCAAAACGCUCUCUUACAUCUCCCGAAGUAACUACCAUAAAGAGUCUGGUUGCGGGCUAUAGAGAAUCGGCAGCUUUUCUGGCAAGAUCAGCCGACGAAUUGGAGCAAUUACUUUUCCAUUCAAGCUAGAAGAAGUAAAAUGUCCAGUUUCAUCGAAGAAAGAGUUAUUUAUUUAUAUAUAUAUAUUUAUAUAUCUAGGAUAUACACACAAACACACAAAAUUCAACAUUAUACAAGUACAUUUUAUGUAAUUAGAUUUAUCGGAAAGUUACACUUAUAAGCGAUUUCCUUAUACAUAACAUAUCAUAAAGAAUUAUGUAUAGAAAAUUAAAGCAAUUGUAUAUAUUAAUUAUAAAAGCAGAACCAAUUUUAAAUAUUUGAAACAAUGAUUCACAUCAAACUUGUUGUUUUUGUUGUUGGGAUUAGGGUGUUCUAGUGGUCCAAAUCGUUAUGUUGUAUGAAUUAAAAUGAGUCAACAUAAAAUGACGUAAUAAAAGCAAUUCAUUU
Messenger RNA from Dimorphilus gyrociliatus, 1997 nucleotides. The record is from the annotation of a GenBank genome assembly. Lineage: Eukaryota; Metazoa; Annelida; Polychaeta; Dinophilidae.